Dothidotthia symphoricarpi CBS 119687 is the source of this 1907-nucleotide messenger RNA. Its product is annotated as UDP-GlcNAc-1-phosphate transferase. Gene Ontology annotation, cellular component: membrane. Gene Ontology annotation, biological process: dolichol-linked oligosaccharide biosynthetic process; protein N-linked glycosylation. The transcript has 3 exons. The record is from RefSeq and is a predicted model, not a curated record. Gene Ontology annotation, molecular function: UDP-N-acetylglucosamine-dolichyl-phosphate N-acetylglucosaminephosphotransferase activity. NCBI's taxonomy places the organism in Eukaryota, Fungi, Ascomycota, Dothideomycetes, Pleosporales, Dothidotthiaceae. Bases 312 to 1688 code for a protein of 458 amino acids.
CUCGAAAUUGACGGUGUCCACAAACACGCGCAAAUUGCCGCUCGUCGUUCUUUCCUCAAUCGUUGUUGUUCCUUCCGUAUUCGUGGGGCGCUUGCCCGGUUUCAUACACUAAACUUUGUGUACGCGUUGCAGCGCCGCGUGCAUUGGCGAAGACAGAUAUAAAAGUCCGACUCAAAUUUCAAAUACUUUGUUCUUCAGUUUCACCUUUGAGCGCUUGCGUCAUUGCGUACAUUGCUGCCGGAGCAACUGCAAGGCGGUCACGCCUUUCACCAACACCAUUGUCGAACCAUCGACACGUCAUCUUGGAAGUCAUGUCGACUGCGUUGACAUCAACCGAGACGUAUUCACUGCUCUCUUUGUCGCUAGCAUGUGUGGGGAUUUUGGCAAACACGCUUCAAGGCGAAGGCGAACCACUCAUUGCGUCCAUAGCCUUUAGUGGAUUGGCAUUUGCAACCAGCUAUGCCUUGAUACGAUGGCUUGGAAAUGCUUUUAUAAGACGUGGGUUCAAGGGGAGGGAUCUGUGCAAGCUCAAGCAGACCGAGAUUCCAGAGACCAUGGGUGCAGUGUGCGCGGUGGUCUAUCUAUUCAUCCUGUAUGUGUUCGUUCCUUGGCCGUUCUACAAAGAUAUCGUCGUAGCAACAUCGGGCGGAGGAAACCGAGAUGUCAUUAUAGAACUGGAAGAGGUGGAAACAGGCAGACUGCUCCACAGAUUUCCUCACAACAAACUCGCGUCGUAUCUUUCAGCCAUUCUCUCUCUUCAGAGCAUCGUCUUGCUGGGUAUAGGCGACGAUCUGUUCGACAUCAGAUGGCGGCACAAGGUGCUGAUCCCGGCCAUUGCUGCUAUUCCGAUGCUCGUUGUGUACUUUGUGGACUUUGGCGUCACUCAGAUGGUCGUUCCAGUACCUCUGAGACCCUACCUGGGUGAGCUCUUUGAACUUGGCUGGUUCUACUACAUUUACAUGGCACUCAUGUCCAUCUUCUCCUCCAACAGCAUCAACAUUCUCGCAGGCAUCAACGGCAUCGAAGUCGCCCAAUCGCUAGUGAUAGCUGUCUUGAUUGCCCUCAACGACGUUCUCUACCUCUCACCAUUCACAGCCUACCCGCAUCCAGCAACUGACUCGCAUCUAUUUUCCUUGUACCUCCUCCUCCCGUUCAUCGGUGUAUCACUAGCUCUGUUGAUGCACAACUGGUACCCUGCCAAGGUGUUUGUAGGCGACACGUACUGCUACUUUGCCGGCAUGGUGUUUGCCGUUGUCGCCAUUCUGGGACACUUUAGCAAGACGCUAAUCCUCCUCCUCCUUCCUCAAGGAUUCAACUUUGCGUACUCGGCACCUCAACUAUUCCAUCUUAUUCCCUGCCCCCGACAUCGGCUCCCGCACUUUAAUGCACGGACAGGGCUGCUGGAGCCCUCGCGCGUCGAGUUUCAGAAGCCAUUGCGGAGACCGAUAGCGGAGAGUCUGAAGGUACUGCACCGGCUUCGGCUGCUGGAUGUUGAGAUUGACGACAAAGGGCAGGUCGUGUCGUCGUCUAAUUUCACAUUGAUCAAUUUGUGGUUGGUGUGGUUUGGGCCCAUGCGGGAGGAUCGUUUGGCGAUGGGGUUGUUGGUUUUUCAGUUUGCAGUUGGGAGUUUAGGUUUGUUUGUGAGGCAUCGCAUGGCGUUGCUCAUCUUCACGGCAGAUAACUGGUAGAGGGCGAUUGUGUUUUGUAGAGCAUUGGAUGGCGUUGUAUUGCAUUUGUGGCGGAUUAUUUGUUGGCCUGUUCUAUCGUCUGUACAAUACAAUGUAUACCUCCAUACUGGAUUGAUUCGAUAUAACGAGAUCGGCCUAGACGUCCAGAUCAGUCAGCCACCCGUUCAUCGAACAGCGAAUCGCCCAACUGCCAGACUCGCUGACUCUGCAUGGCAAGGC